CUGAAUUGUUGGGAAUGAGUUUUGAUCUAGCCUUUUGAAAGAUGAAAUUUUACUACUUCCAAUACUAUUAUACCAUAAAAGUAUUUUCAGCUUAAAGCCGUAUAGAUAGGUCUCCAUACUUGGUGAAUAGGUUACGUUAUUAUCAAUCAAAUUUGUUGUAUUCUCCCUUAAAAACCAUUGCCUUUAAGUAAUGCUACUUCAUAUCGAAACAGGUGUCGUGUACCAUGAAAUAAUUAUGAUGUGAUGGAUAUUUGUAGUUGGUCGCAGAUUUUAAAUAAUGCCCUGGAAAAGCUAUUUUUAACUACUUCUAUACAGGCUAGAUCAACUUUGGAAUAAUUUAAUCAUGAUGAUUUCAAACAAUUGUUCAUUCUUCGGUCAAUGAAUGCAUACAAUACACCUACUUUUUCUUGUUUAUUUCUCCAGGAUUAUGGAUAUAUUUUCAUGCUAUAAAAAAGAUGAUAUACCUUUUGUUCGGAUUUCUGCUCCUAUGGUUCGAUAUACAAAAUUACCAUUCCGUUUACUACUUCGAAAACAUAACGUUGAUUUAGUUCAUACACCCAUGAUACUGGCUAAUUCAUUUAUUCGAUCAGAGAAAGCAAGAAACGUUGAGUUUACAACUUGUUCAAAUGAUCGACCGUUGAUUGUACAACUUGCGUCAAAUGAUCCAUGUGAAUUUGCUAUAGCCACGGAAAUGCUUGCACCAUAUUGUGAUGGAAUUGACUUAAAUUGUGGUUGUCCUCAACCCUGGGCGAUAGGUAGUGGAUUAGGAUCAGCACUAUUAAAAGAACCUGAAAAAGUUGCCAAUAUUGUACAUGCCGCUCGAAAUACGAUUCCGCGAUGGCGUAAUUCUCACAUGGAAUGUUGUAAAAUGUUAGACUGUAUAGAGGAUUCAAAUAAAAAUAACGAAGCAGAAAAUAAAUUUAGGUCUAUAACACGAUCUCAUGGUCCAUUCUCAAUUUCUGCUAAAAUCCGUAUACCAACUACAAGUAAUAGAUCUGUUGGAGAAGGAAGUUCAUGCGAUCCAAUCAAACUUACCGUUGAACUUGUCCGACGUUUAUCUGUAAUGGGUGUUGACUGGGUUACACUACAUGCAAGAACACCUCAACAACGUAGCAGGGACUGUGCUUCAUGGAAUGUGGUUCAAGAAUUGGUCGACUGUAAAAUUAAACAUUCUUACUUGGGUACUGAUAUUCCAAUAAUACUGAAUGGUGAUGUCCGUGUACUAAACGAUGCAUAUUGUGCUCAGGAAAUGACCGGUUGUCAUGUUUUAGACUGGUGCGAUAGUUUUGGACUUCAAGAUACUCAAUUACGAUACGUAUUCAACAAAAUUUUAAAUAAAGAAUAGCAGCGGUAUAUCACAAAAAUCAUAAAUCAAUUUAUAGACCUUUUACAGAAGGUUUGGGGAAUUGCACUACAAUGAAAGUAAAUCUUCACCUGGAAAAAUAUGCAAAUCCAGCGUUCCGACAAAAAAAAUCAGUACCUUAUACAUCAUUACUGUAUGUGGACGCAGAACUCCAACACCUAGAAAAACAAGGUGUUCUAUCACCAGUUUCAUUCUCAGUUUUGGCAGCCCUUAUAAUAGUCACCAAGACACAAAAUGGUACAUUGUGGGUCUGCGUAGACUUUUCGACGGGAUUAAAUGCUGCUCUAAAACAACACCAUAACCUUUUACCAAUUCUGGAUGGUCUUUAUCGGUGAAAGCUACUUUGCAAAACUAGAUCUAGCUGAAGCCUAUCUCCAUGAAGAGGUCGACUAUUGAUGCCGUGAGUUACUGACCAUAAAUACAUCGAAGUUUAGUUCACUAUAAUCAACUGUUUUUUGGAGUGAAGAUGGUAUCAGCGAUAUUCCAGCAACUAACUGGUAUUACAAAUAUAGUCGUUUAUUUAGACGAUAUAUUCAUGGUUACAACAUCCUAAGAAUUAUAUGACCGACUAAAAAUCUGUGAAGUACCCCAGGUUUAUAUUUGUUAGUUUUCGACAACGCUCUGACCCUGAAAAUAUCCAGACUACCAAGAAAAUGUCUGCCCCAUACGAUCCGCCGACUCUACGUUCGUUAUUACUCCUCAUUUUUCCCUUCCCUACAUGAAAAGCGAACACUACUUAAUCAUAUACCUGGAAAGAAUAUCAAAAGGGAAACGAACAGAACAGUGCCAAGUAGCUUUUGAAGAAUUGAAAGCACUACUUGGAUCUCAUUUUCUACUAACUCAUCACGAUGCCACUAAUAGUUGCAGCAGAUGGAUCUGUAUAUGAUGUGGUAGUUUCACACAAAUUUUCAAUGGAAAAAACAGUAAUGCACUCAUCCAGAUCACUAAAAAAGGCGGAAAAACGCUAGUGUUAGAGCAAAAGGAAGCAUUGGCAACUGUUUCUGCUGUACGGCGCAUUUCGCAAACCGACUUCACAGAUUACGCAGACGAGUCUCAUGGAUGCAAUGAGAGCCCUUUCCAAAACGGCUUGCCAGGUAGCAGAUACUACAAAGAGGGAAACGUUUCAACGGGAGAUUCAUUACCUUUAAAAUAAACGUCCAUCGUCCUUAGGAGAAUAAAACACCUACUCCAGCAAUGGUAAUCUCUGCGCUCAGUUGGAGAAUCCCUUAUGUUUGGAGAACGUGUAAUGAUAUCACCAGAUUUACAGGAGAGCAUAGUAUAGAAAGAAGUUUCAAGAAACUAUUUUUCUUCAUCUUGCUGAACAUUCUGAGCAGUUUUCAAAGGUGAUCCUACCGAUCGUAUGUACAUAGUAUCUGGAUUUUCGCGCCUUUUCCGUUCUGAUUGACUUGCCCCUAAUGUAUACUCCCACCCAUGAAUUUUAAUACUUGCACCAACUAGUUAUAAUCCGCCUUCCACUAAGUUUCCCCUGUUAUCCUUGGUGAUGUCUUCUUGUCACAAAUAGCACCUCUGCACUCGUUAAUUGUAGCCACCACGACUACUGUUUCUGACAUGUUGACUUGAAGUGGAUACGUUUGGUAGUUGUAAUACGUAUAUUCUAAGAUUUUGCUGUUGAGCUACACUAAACAUCCGUAGCCGUGCACUGAAUCACACAAUCUGCACCAGGAGCGUAUUUUCCUUGUAAUUUAGCUCGAGCACCAUCUUAUGUUGACUGUUUGGUUGCACGACAGGUGUUUUUGUCGAUUUCGCGGAUUUUAAGAACCAAACAUUGCUAUAUUUCACUUAGCUCAUAAUAGCGAGUUAUCCUCCACAGUGCAAAAUUUAUGAGGCCUAUCUCGAGGCUAUCAGUAGUGUAUUUCAGCUCUUUAUAUAUAAAUAUAUAUCAAUAUUUGGAAACCCCUAAGGAAUUGUUCUAAAUCAUUUACUUAUUUCAGGUGUUAUGGUUGGCAGGGCCUUGUUGAAAUUCCCACAUCUUUUUACUCCAAAUUAUAUCGAGGAUGAAAACUCACUUCGCUAUUUAUAUGAAGAUUGGUUACUUUUAUCUACACAAUAUACAGGAGGCACAAGUUUUGUAACUGUUCAUCAACAAGCAUAUUGGAUGAUGGAACCAUUUCUGGACAAAACAAAUAGAUUAAUUUUGCAUAGUAUUGGAAGUUUCCAAGGUUUAGUCGAUUGGCUUUUUAAAUAUUUCAAGACAGAAAACAGCUGAUUUGUAUAUUUUCUUUGUACAGUAAAGCAUUUCCCACCUUAAUUGUCAACCUAUUUUCUUACAAUUAUUCUCAGAGUAAAUACAGCUGUUUCUAGAUGACGAGUUUAGGUGAAUGAUAGUGAUUAAAGUUAUUUUAUUCAAUGACCAUGCUGGAAUACUUUCUUCCCAUAUAGUUAGUGGAAGACCACAUGCAACAAAAUUCGUAUGAAUGAGAUCAUUUAUAUUACUAAACUAUUUACAGGCCAUUUGUUACAUAUAUUUAAUCGUUGCAUUCUUAAUUUCAUAUUAACAAUUCUUUUGUACAUGAAUCAAACUAAUGGCAACAGAGAAAUCCUCUCAACAACACAGUCGGUAUAGAGAAAUAUAAAAUCGACUGACCCACUAUCUCGUAGUUUAUACAAUAAUCUACAGAUAUCGGAUGUGAAACGUGUAAACAUUCCCCCACCUACUUCAGUCGCCUCAUGUUAAAAGAAUCACUAUAUACUUUGCCCCAUUUGCUCAAAACACCAAAACAACACUAGAAUGGGACAACUAUCUGCUCAUCUUCUUUAUGCUGUUAACUAUAAAAUACCCCAACGCUGCAAUGCGUACCACUUGGCAACAGAAUACUGGACAUUCUAACAACCGACUAUGCUGAUAACUCGUUAGUUGAUCACACUGAGCCUCAAAUGAUGUUAGUCAAUAUCACAAUAUAGUCAAAGCAGAGUUGUUGAAUAAAAAACUGAUGUAGAUGCCAAACAAAAAAUACAUCGGAACGCUACUUGUUUAUCGUACCUAACCAGCUGCUAUUAUAUAACGUACAAGUCUGAUAACACUGACUGCUAUCUAUUUUCUACAAAAUGUACCCUGACAACUGCUAAUGGGUUCAUACAACCAUUCGGACGACAUCCAUCGCAAAUGAAAAUAUUAGGAACUGCAAAUGAAUGUAUUAUUUGAUAUGUAGUGCGACUUUUGAAAGUCAAAUAAUAAGACCUAAACGGAUUUUAUCUCUGUAAAACUAAAGCUUCUAUGGGUUUUUGU
This is a messenger RNA of Schistosoma bovis, 4610 nucleotides long. The record is from the annotation of a GenBank genome assembly. NCBI's taxonomy places the organism in Eukaryota, Metazoa, Platyhelminthes, Trematoda, Strigeidida, Schistosomatidae.